Perca fluviatilis (European perch) is the source of this 900-nucleotide messenger RNA. It is a transcript of the gene nudt1, whose product is annotated as nudix (nucleoside diphosphate linked moiety X)-type motif 1. Gene Ontology annotation, molecular function: 8-oxo-7,8-dihydroguanosine triphosphate pyrophosphatase activity. Gene Ontology annotation, biological process: DNA protection. The transcript has 4 exons. NCBI's taxonomy places the organism in Eukaryota, Metazoa, Chordata, Actinopteri, Perciformes, Percidae. Bases 203 to 673 code for a protein of 156 amino acids. The record is from RefSeq and is a predicted model, not a curated record.
UCAGCAAAUGAUGGUACUCGUGGAUCCAGUCUGCCGUUGAUCAGACCAAUCCCUGCUCCUACACAUCAGCACGUCAUGUGAGGACGUCUGUAGUGCUGCACGCGGGAGUUAUUCAACGUUAAGUCUUGUUUUUAUUCAACAACUUCUUUUUUUCGCCUGUCAUUUUUUCGGGACAAAGCAAUACAUUGAGGAGACAGGUGAGAUGUUGAGCUCCAAGCUGUUGACCCUGGUGCUGGUGGUCCAGCCGGGCAGAGUGCUGCUCGGCAUGAAGAAGAGAGGAUUUGGGGCUGGGAAGUGGAAUGGUUUUGGGGGAAAAGUUCAACCUGGAGAAACUAUUGAAGAUGGUGCAAGGAGAGAACUGCUAGAAGAAAGUGGCCUUACGGUGGAUGCUCUCGAGAAGAUCGGAAACAUCAAAUUUGAAUUUGUUGGAGAAACACAGCUGCUUGACGUCCAUGUUUUCAGAGCUGACACCUAUAAUGGAGAACCAACCGAGUCAGAAGAAAUGCGGCCUCAGUGGUUCGAAUGUGACCAAAUUCCUUUCAGUCAAAUGUGGGCUGAUGACAUCCUGUGGUUCCCCCUAAUGCUCCAGAAGAAGAAAUUUGUCGGAUACUUUAAGUUUCAGGGUCACGAUGUGAUCCUCAGCCAUAAACUGGAAGAGGUGGAGGAACUGUGAGACGACCUGCGUUUCUGAGGUCAUUUAUGACUGUGACAAAAAAAAGCGUCAGCCUUCCAAAGUUCUUCUUCAAAUGCUAUCCCAGGGUUCAGUGUUUGUUGUUCAGUUUACCUUGUGGGAGGAAACGAACAUACUCUGAGGACUUCAACCCUGUUAACUGUACAUGGAGAAUGUUUACAUGUAAAAUUACAUAUUGAGAAAUAAAAAUCAAUCAAUAAUCAGCAAUA